AUGAGGGUCUCCUUGCUUAGUCCAGAUCCCAACAGGGCUCCCAGCAAUUCCACCUGAAGGUGAGUCAGUUUUGAAACCAUGGUCUUUAUUUCUGCCCUCUUCUUCUAGAACCCAAUCUUUGGACGUGAUUGCGGCAAGCUUUCCUUUUUGCUACACCAUGUUUCUGAAGUUACACGUCCAACCGUCAGCAGAGUAGAAAUGGCCGCAGAUUCUGCCUUUGUAACCCCCACCCCACCCCCCAAAAUUCCCCAAGACAAAAAACAAAAAAACUAGCUGCUUCAGACCCCCCACAACUGUCCUGAGUCAGUGCUGAUAAAGGGACCCUUGCCUAUCUGUUUACAUUGGAGCAAUGCAAAUUCUCCAAGGUUCAUAUUUAUCUGUGUGCUUAGGCAAGUUACUGAACUUUGGACUUCGGCAUUGCGGCAACAGUUCACAAAGUGCGCAGGGAGGGAGGGAGAGACGGGGGGGUAGGGGGGAGGAGAAAGAAGAGAGGAGUGAUUGAGAGAUGGCGCAGAAGACCAGCAAGAGCACAGAAGCAGACAUGUUCUUGCACCUAUUGAAGAAGAACUGUCAAGAGGAGGUUCUGGGCAUGGCAAGACGUGGAAUGGCAUCUCCUAGAAAGGUAAAUCACGUUUCCUAGGGGAUGUGGCUUGCAAGUAUAAACAGGACUGCCUCAAUACGUUUUGGUGCCUGAAGCAUUACUGCCACCACCAUAUUAUGAUGCAAUAAGCCUUUCAGAGCCCAAUCGGAAUGCUUGGCUGUCUUCUGAGAGACCUUCCUCAGCCAGUUAUACAAUGGGCUUUUAGGCACACCAUGAUCUCUCAUCCUUGGUCCCAAGUCUGUGAGAUGGGAAUAAUGUGUACCUUUCUCACAAGCUGUGAGCGGAAAUGAGGUAAGGACUGAUCUUGCAGUAACUAUGCUUCUGCCCUCCCUGAGGAGGCCCCAUUGAUACAGUCCUGUGGCAGUUUGAAAGACUAACCAGUUUACUGUGACAUGUCCACUUUUUCAGAUACCUGAAGUGGCCACUUAAGUGUGUGAAUAUACACACUCAACACACUCAAUCUCAAAUACGGAUAUGAAAGAUCAAAGGCAUUUUUUUAUGACAGGCGGCCUCCCUCCACCCUACCAGUCCCAAUGGUCUCCCCCCACCUCAUUUUCAUUAAGUGGCAAAAAAUCAAGAAAAAAACACCACCCUUUCCCAUUACUUUAAUGUUUUCAGAAACGUUACACCUCUAGUGCAACAGCCACAGAAUUAGGAUGAAAUUUCAUGAGCUUUGAUGUCAGGGUUAUUCACUACUCACCUGGUCAUUUGUGUGUUUCCCCCCAGGUGUCUGGCUAGUUCCUGUUCGCCUGCUUGGCCUUGGAGAGCUUAGGUGAAAGAAGGCCUUCCGGGUUAAGCAUGCAGGCUGUGUGCAGGUGGCGGGUGUCGUUUUCCAAGCUUCUGGAAGGAAAACAGCACAGAUGAAUUAUAUCUGCUCACUUGCCAAGAAAAGUUCAGCAGCCAUUCUGAGAUUCUUUCGGACACGAGGAGGAAAUUUUAUUCCAGCUGCAAUUAAACUGUUUGUGGCAAAAUCGAGAGCGCAGCUCUUGUAUGGAGCACAAUUGGGACCAUUUUCCAACUUAGCCAUAUAUGGGAAAAUACAAUCGGGCUUCUUAAGGUCAUUAUUUCUGACACCAAGAAGUGUCUCCAAUGCGACAUUACGAAUGGAGAGUGGAUUAAUUAGAAUUGAAGCUCAUGUGUGGCAAAUUACUAUAUCUACCUGGCUUAGACUUAAGCUGACCCCAGCGGGGCUGCUUCCCCUAAUUUUCCAAGACAAUUAUCAGAUGAAAUGGUGGAACAUUAUCAAAGAGAAAUUAUGCACCUAUGGGUUCUCUACAGAACAUCUACUAGCCAUAGGCUUGGAAAAGGCCAAAGACCUUGUUAAGCAGCGUAUUUGGGAUAUUGAACUGCAGAACGAUCUAAGCCAAAUCCUAUAUAUUUACCAUUCUCCUCAAGAUAUACAGGGCGGUGGCCCUGCGGCCUAUCUGAGCUCCCUUACAUAUUAUAAAUACAGGUGGGCAUUUACUAGGGCUCGCUAUAAUGUUCUCCCUUCCAAGUUCACAGAAGGCAGAUAUCAAGGAAUUCCAGUCUCCCAAAGGUUAUGCCCAUGUGAUUCUGGUGAGAUAGAGACAUCCUCUCAUGUGCUUUUAUACUGCUCGUUCUACUCAGAGGCCCGGUCAGGCUUAAUCCAUCCUCUACUUCAGGACUUUCCAGGUAACACCGAUGAAUUUUAUACCAAGUUCCUCCUUGCUGAUAGAAACCCCUCAGUUACCUAUAAGGUUGCUAAAUUCUGCCACUUGGCUAUGAGGACACGUCGUCACCUAUUAACCUCAGAGGACUGUUAAAUCUCUGGGAGAUGGGAACUAAGGAUCUGUACUACUUUGUAUGGUUGCUGUUGCUGAACUAAUGUUGUGCUGGUCUUGGACCGUAAUAAAGUGAUUG
This is a messenger RNA of Elgaria multicarinata webbii, 2482 nucleotides long. RefSeq lists its product as uncharacterized. Lineage: Eukaryota; Metazoa; Chordata; Lepidosauria; Squamata; Anguidae. The transcript has 2 exons. The record is from RefSeq and is a predicted model, not a curated record. The coding region runs from base 1462 to 2385 and encodes 307 amino acids.